CCAAUACACGAAUUUUUGUUUCUUUUUCCGUGCUCCGUUAAUGGAUCUGUGAGAUCCAGUCUCUUCGUUCUCUUCUUCUCGAUCUUCUCCUUGUCGAAACGCUCAUCUGAUCUCUAUCUAUGAACGUAGUGCCUGGUUUCAUCUAUUCGGAAUCAGAUCCGUUGUAGAGAGUGAAUUGUAGGGGUCGGAAUUUCCUCGGGAAAGGGGACGAGAUGUAUAUGGUGUACGGAUGGCCGCAGGUAAUUCCUUUGGAACCGGGGUCGUGUCCGUCUUCGCAGCGCGUAGUGUACCUCAAGCUCGCCGGCCGGUUGUUGCUCGUUGUCUCUCCGUCGCACUUGGAGCUCUGGGGCUCUUCUCAGCACCGAGUGAGGUUGGGGAAGUACCUCAGAGAUGAGAAGUCGGUGCGAGAAGAAGGGGAGAAUAUGAGAGCUGUGUGGAGUCCUGACGCCAAAUUGAUCGCUGUUCUUACAUCAGCCUUCUUCCUUCAUAUUUACAAAAUCAAGUUUACGGAUAAAAGAAUAAAAACUGGCGAGAGACAACCCUCGGAUUUGUUUUUUGCGUCCAUAUCAAUUUUGCUAAGCGAGCAGGUCCCUUUUGCUGGUAAAGACAUCUCUGUGAGCAACAUUGUCAGUGACAGCAAAACUAUGCUAAUGGGACUCUCUGAUGGAUGUUUGCAUAGCAUUUCCUGGAAAGGAGAGUUUGGCGGAGCUUUCAAUUUCGACCCCCAUCUUUGUGAUGGCAAAGAUGAUAGACUCUCGCCGCACUCCCUUGGUAAUGGUCUAGUUUCUGGAGAGGCUUCGGCUGCUUUUGCCUGUGAUGAAAAAAGCUCAACAAACUCUGCCAUUGUUCAGCUGGAAUUCUGCAGUCGUUUGAGGUUAUUGUUUGUAUUAUAUUCUGAUGGGCACUUAGUGGUAUGCUCUGUAACUAAGAAAGGUUUAAAACAUACUGAGAGUAUUAAAGCUGAGAAGAGGCUGGUUAGUGAUGCUGUUUGUGCAUCAGCGGCUCCAGAGCAACAAAUUCUUGCUAUUGGCACAAGUAGAGGGGUGGUCGAAUUAUAUGACCUCUCACAAUCAAUGUCUCUCAUACGCACGGUUUCUUUGCACGAUUGGGGGUAUUCAGUGGAGGACACUGGGGCUGUCAGUAGUAUUGCAUGGACGCCUGAUAAUUCUGCUUUUGCAGUUGGAUGGAAGUUGAGAGGCCUCAGUGUUUGGUCCGUUUCUGGAUGUCGAUUGAUGUCAACCAUUCGCCAAAUUGGGCUAAGUUCUGCUUCUUCUCCCAAAAUUAAGCCAAGCCAAGACUGUAAAUAUGAACCACUGAUUAAUGGCACAUCAGUCAUCCAGUGGGAUGAAUAUGGAUAUAGACUUUAUGCUACCGAGGAGGCAUCUUGUGACAGAAUUCUUGCAUUUUCUUUUGGAAAAUGUUGCUUGAACAGAGGAGUUUCAGGAAAAACAUAUGUUCGUCAGGUGAUUUAUGGUGAAGACAGACUUCUCAUGGUUCAGUCUGAGGACACUGACGAGCUUAAGCUUUUACAUCUUAAAAUACCAGUGUCUUACAUUGCUCAAAAUUGGCCUGUUCGACAUGUGGCAGCUAGUCCGGAUGGGAAGUACAUGGCAGUUGCUGGCCUCCAUGGUCUUAUUUUAUAUGACAUUCGAUUGAAGAAAUGGCGGGUGUUUGGAGAUGUCAGUCAGGAACAAAAGAUUCAGUGCAAGGGUUUGUUAUGGUUGGGAAAGAUUGUGGUCAUUUGCAACUACAUCGACGGUUCAGACACGUAUGAGUUACUUUUUUAUCCAAGAUAUCAUCUUGAUCAGAGCUCUUUACUUUGUCGCAAGGUCCUCCUUGCAAAACCAAUGGUGAUGGAUGUGUAUCAGGAUUACAUACUUGUUUCUUAUCUUCCAUUUGACGUUCAAAUAUUCCAUGUCAAAAUAUGUGGUGAAUUGACUCCUUCCAGCAAACCGGAUCUGGAGCUUUCUGCAGUACGGGAAUUGUCCAUAAUGACGGCAAAGAGCCAUCCAGCAGCUAUGCGGUUUGUUCCUGAUCAGCAUCCAAGAGAAUGCAAUGUGAAUAAUGAUUCGUCUGCUGGUUUGUCAGACGGGGAACCUUCAAGGUGUCUUAUACUGAGGGCAAAUGGGGAGCUGUCACUUCUCGAUUUGGUUGAUGGACGGGAGAGGGAACUUACAGAUUCUGUUGAGCUAUUUUGGGUGACCUGCUGUCAAUCUGAGGAAAAGACAAAUCUAGUCGAGGAAGUAUCGUGGCUAGAUUAUGGGCAUAGGGGAAUGCAGGUUUGGUAUCCCUCUCUAGGUGCUGAUCCAUAUAAACAGGAGGAUUUCUUGCAGUUGGAUCCUGAGUUGGAAUUUGAUCGUGAGGUGUACCCACUGGGACUUCUACCCAAUGCUGGUGUUGUUGUUGGAGUUUCUCAGAGAAUGUCACUUUCAGCAUGUACAGAGUUUCCAUGUUUUGAACCUACACCUCAGGCGCAGACUAUACUCCAUUGCUUGCUCCGACACCUCCUUCAGAGAGACAAAAAUGAAGAGGCAUUACGUUUGGCUCAAUUAUCAGCGGAGAAGCCUCACUUUUCCCAUUGCCUUGAGUGGCUUCUUUUCACUGUUUUUGAUGCUGAGAUUUCUAGGCCGAAUGUUAACAAGAUCCAGAACUCAGGUCAUAGGCAUCUUCAGAAAGUAUCCCUUUUGCAGAAAUCCUGUGAUUUGAUAAAGAAUUUUUCGGAGUACCAUGAUGUGGUCGUGAGUGUUGCCAGGAAAACUGAUGCCCGUCACUGGGCAGAUUUGUUCUCUGCCGCUGGGAGAUCAACAGAGCUAUUUGAGGACUGCUUCCAGCGGAGAUGGUAUCGUACCGCAGCUUGUUAUAUACUUGUGAUUGCAAAGCUGGAAGGUGCUGCAGUCAGUCAGUAUUGUGCAUUACGUCUAUUGCAAGCAACACUUGAUGAAUCUUUGUAUGAUCUCGCCGGAGAGCUGGUGAGGUUUUUGCUUAGAUCUGGAAGAGAGAUUGAACAGGCACCAACAGAUUCAGAAAAAUCAUCGCCCACACUCCUGGGAUAUUUUCUUUUCCGUUCCAGCCAGAAGAACCCAUCUCUGGAUAAAAGCUCCUCUUUCAAAGAGCAGAGUCCUCAUGUUGCUUCCGUGAGGAACAUUUUGGAAAGUCAUGCUAGCUACUUGAUGUCGGAGAAGGAACUCUCAAAGCUAGUUGCAUUUGUGAAAGGCACUCAAUUUGAUGUUGUGGAUUUUCUUCAACGAGAAAGAUAUGGUAGUGCACGGUUGGAGAAUUUCGCUUCAGGACUCGAACUGAUUGGGCAAAAGCUGCAAAUGGGUGUACUACAAAGCCGGUUGGACGCAGAAUUCCUACUGGCUCACAUGUGCUCGGUGAAGUUCAAAGAAUGGAUCGUUGUUCUAGCUACCCUUUUAAGACGGUCCGAUGUUCUUUAUGAUCUUUUCCGGUAUGAUCUGCGAUUGUGGAAUGCAUACAGCAUGACACUACAGUCAAACCCUAGUUUCGGACAGUACAAUGAGCUGCUCGAGAUGCUAGAAGACAAGCUGUCGGGGACUGCCGCAGAAGCAAAGACAGGUUCAGUGGUGUCUUGAAAAUGGUGUUGAUAGUGAGGUAUUAUUAUUUUAUAUGCUUUCCAUAUUCUUAUAAACUUGAAGAAGAACAUCAAGCGUUUUGUUACUCUCUCUUUUCACGUGUGUAGAUAAAUGGUAUAUGGUAUGACCCAAAGGCAAAAUAAUCGCAGUUCCUCUACCAAAGUACACUGUUUGCUUACAUUAUAUGUCUGUUCGUUCAGUUUUAGAAACUGUUCAUGUUCA
This is a messenger RNA of Tarenaya hassleriana, 3815 nucleotides long. Its product is annotated as RAB6A-GEF complex partner protein 1-like. Gene Ontology annotation, cellular component: Ric1-Rgp1 guanyl-nucleotide exchange factor complex; cytosol; Golgi membrane. The record is from RefSeq and is a predicted model, not a curated record. Gene Ontology annotation, molecular function: protein binding. The coding region runs from base 213 to 3593 and encodes 1126 amino acids. Gene Ontology annotation, biological process: retrograde transport, endosome to Golgi; intracellular protein transport. Lineage: Eukaryota; Viridiplantae; Streptophyta; Magnoliopsida; Brassicales; Cleomaceae. The transcript is spliced from 23 exons.